Molecule: messenger RNA, 996 nt
Organism: Trichechus manatus latirostris (Florida manatee)
Lineage: Eukaryota; Metazoa; Chordata; Mammalia; Sirenia; Trichechidae
Product: zinc finger protein 556-like
Exons: 6
Coding region: 365-964 (199 amino acids)
Biological process (GO): regulation of DNA-templated transcription
Source: RefSeq, a predicted model, not a curated record
AUACACGGAACCCCUCCCCUGAGGCACCAAGCGUCCCAGGAGCCGGAAGCGGAAGUGUACGUCCUCGGGUCAGAUCCGCAGAAACGUUUCGUCGCUCUCCUGCUGUGGUGUGAGGUCUCAAGUGCAGUGCAGGAAGAACUAGUGUAGUCCAGGCAGCUGGGGACCUAGCACUACAGUCUUGCACAUCUGUAAAUCAAAUCACAAGGAAGGAUUUCAGCUGCUCCGACUGGUGUGUGGACCAAACAUUAUUCAUCUACUUCCAGACUGGUCAGUGCUCUGCUUCUAGUCCCAUCCCUCUUCCUGAAGUGGCUUCUUGGGCUCAAAGACUAUAUUCCCUUAGACCUCCAGAAGGUGGAGCAAGGAAAUGGACUCAGUGGUCGUUGAGGAUGUGGCUGUGGAAUUUAGCCAGGAAGAGUGGGCUUUGCUGGAUCUUGCUCAGAGGAAACUCUACAGAGAUGUGAUGAUGGAAACCUUCAGAAACCUGGCCUCAGUAGUCUCUCGAAACUUUAAUGAUGGAGAAAGGUUAUCCAGUGAACACAUAAUGGUGCGAUUCAUGAAGAAUAACAUCUGGUCCUCCAUGUUAGGAGCAAUCUCCGAAUCACAUGACAAUAAAGAGCAGCAUGAAAACCAGAAGAGAAGUUCGAGAAGUCGUACAGUAAAGAACCUCUGUGAAAGUAAUGAAGGCAAUUGGUGUGGGAACACCUUCAGCUGGAUUCCAAAUCUUACUGUGCUAAAAAGAAAUCCUUCAGAAGUAAAUCGCUUUGAAUGCUGUGAGCACAGAAAAGCCUUCAUGGAUCACCCAUCACAUAAGCAUCGUACCAGAUCUCACACUAGAUGCAAUACCUGUCAGUGUAAGGAAUGUGGAGAAACCUGCAGUUCUCCCUCUCACCUAACCACUUCUAUGAGAAUUCUUAAUCGAAAGAAACUCCAUAAAUGUAAGAAAAGCAUUGGAUACAUGACAUGAUUAUAUUCAUGGUGUCUGAAAGAAGAAUUAGG